Molecule: messenger RNA, 4761 nt
Organism: Solea senegalensis (Senegalese sole)
Lineage: Eukaryota; Metazoa; Chordata; Actinopteri; Pleuronectiformes; Soleidae
Gene: cfap20dc
Product: CFAP20 domain containing
Exons: 15
Coding region: 113-2194 (693 amino acids)
Source: RefSeq, a predicted model, not a curated record
GCCUUUCAUCGCUCACACGGUAAAUAAAUGUGUUGCUUCUCUGCGUAAGUUGUCAAAACAAACGCGUCUGUUUUAUUUUAAAUGCUUUGUCGUCCACGUAGAGUCACGCAAGAUGUUCAGCCGUAAUUACCAGGGUGGAGCUGUGGUGGAGAUCUUUAGCGCACAGGGUAAAGACCCUGUAGCUAAAUGGAAACUAAGUGGAGGACAGUCAGCCAUACACAAGGAGUAUAAUAAAGAAGUUAAGGGGUUUGUUUACCGUCUCGAGGGAAGCAGCCAGACUGUCAAGAUGCAAAUGCCAGAGAAUAUGAAGAUGUCUCUUGGGCUUCUCCAAAGAUUCUUAGUUUUACAAGUAAAUAUUCCCCAGGGCAAAGACUUUUCCCUUGAACUGGUAAUAACUGACUCAGAGCACCUGAAAAGAAGACUUCAUUUAUCAACAGUGCAUAAAGAGUUGACUGCCACGCUUUUACAUGCCAGGGUACCUUUUGUGGGGUUGAAAAGGGAUAUUUGGUCCACUUUGUGCAUCGACCUUGUGUCCUUCACUGCUGAACUGUUCAAGGGCUUUUUGUCACUGGAUGGCAUCGCUGUGUUUGCGACGUGUAAAGUCCGCAGAAUCUUCACCAUGAAGACUGUGCCCCCAUGGAUGGCAGAUGAUGUUGCGUGUCUUAGUGGACCUGUUCUCAUGGACGAGAUUCCACGCAGCUGCCAGUUCCCGUCGGGUGUAAACCAUGUAACUCAGAUGCUGAACAUGAUGAAUUUGCGUAAGACGGUGCUCAGGAGCUCUGACUGUGUUCCUGAUCCGUCGGGCACCGUCAGAUCAACCAGUAAUCAACAGACCAGGCUCCAGGGUGUUUUACACACAGCCUCAGGCUCCAAAGCUUCAGCAGCACCACCACAAACUGGAAGAAAAAGCAGUGUAGCCUCGGGCAGAAUGAAUAGAAGUGAAACCCAAAUCUCAAAUACGGAAUCCCUGAUCAGUGGAACGAACCAAAAGGAUUUCACUGACGCUGAGAGCAUUGGCAAUGCGAGUGAGAAUGCUUCACAUGGACAACAAAAGGGAACACCUGGCAAACUACAGCCCCAUCCACCAAUAGGCAAACAGGGAUCAAAGAAGAUGCGGGUCCUCAAUGCCUCAACAUUGUCAGCUCAUUCAGAUGCUGUGCCUGGUCGCUACGGAAACGGGGGUAAAAACAGGGAGAAGUGCCUUCUUUCAUCCAGUGGGCAAGAGAGCAGACAGCAACCUCUGACCCUAACAAAUAUGGCAGAUGAGUGCAGCAUCAGUCCUACAGAGGAUUCUGCUCCCACCCCAGCGGAGUCUCUUCCCUGCCCAACCCCACCUGUUUUGUCCUCAGACCUGCACGUCUGGAAGAGCUGGGAGAGUAAUGAUGGGUCCGAGCCCCAGCUCACUCUGCACGAAGAGGUGUUUGUCUUCUCAUCCCAGCCUCACUCACCCAAACGGGGGCAAGGCCACGGUGACCAGGAGAAGAUGGAGAUGAGAGACGGCCAGGCACAAAUCGGGAGUGGACAGCGGUAUGAGGCCCAGCCUGAAGAUGACUUUAUGGGCAGUGAAAGUGAUGAGGAGAAGAACUGUGUAACACUGCAGCAACAAAGUAGCGAGGCCAACCCUACUCCUCCUCCUAGUCCUCCUGAUCGUGCUCUGAACGGGAAAGUAGACGUCCAGCCUGAAUCUCACAAUAUUGACACGGCAUCUCCAGAAGACCUGUUCUCAGCCAUCACCACUGGUCACAUCGAGUCUCCACUCAGUGGGAGGUCUGAAUCAGCUAUGGUCCCCACACGCUGCCUCUCGCCCAGUGUAACAAGCAGCAGGCAGGAACACAAGUGUAUACCAUGUGGAUCAGAGGGAGUGAACCAGAUAGAGGAUGCAAAAAGCAGAGUGACACUGUCCAGGAGUCUUCUGCAUGAAGUCAAAUUGGAUGUGUCCCCACAGCACCAGGAGGAAGACGAGGCGCUGAAGACAGUUGAUUCCAGUCAUUACGACUUACACCUGCUUGGCAGUCUGAGGAUGCAUGGGGAUGAUGAUGAGGAGCUCCGAAUGCUGGCAAGCCUGAAAAGGGAGCAGGAGGAAGAUGAGUGUAGAGCCUCGGGCCUCAGUGCAUCUCAGAUUCACCAGUGUAAUGUCAGCGUCAGCAUGAGCAGUGACGACACCUCCACUUGGACCCACGUAGCCAAGUGUUGACAACUGGAUUGGACCCUGCGGCGGGCCGGUUCUGGCCCCCGGGCCGUAUGUUUGACACCCCUGCUCUAUGCUAAAAUACCACCACUGUGACCUGACCUUGGAUAAGUGGUAGAAAGCUGAUGAAUAGAUAUAUGUACAGUAUAAAGAUGAUGUCAUAGUUGAGGCUUUUGCACAUCAACAGCGAUGUGGAUAAACGGCACAUAAUUGGUAAUUUGUAGGUUCACCCACAGUUUUCACAUUAAGAGAGUCAUGGGUGAUGAUGAGCCGGUGCUGACUUUGUUGAAUACAAACAUAAUUAUCUGGAUACAGGUAACACUGAAGAAGAGAGGAGAGUUUCAACCCCAACUUUACCACGUUUGAGGACAUGAGCAUUUCUGUCAGACUGUUUAAAGAUUUGAGGAUGGUACUGUAGAGGAAAACCAAGGAUUUGAUAUUUUUGUUCUCAUGUUUUUGUAUAGAGCAUGAGAAAUGCUGAAUGUGAAACUGGGCUCAUAACUUAUCCUUGAAGACCAAACAAAAGCUAUUUUUUUCCCCCAAGUAAAGUUAGCAAUGAUGAAUUUCCACUGGCAUUUACUAUUAGACCAACAUAGUCAAUGUCCUUAGGUGCAAUAAUUUGCUGUGAAACAGCCUUAUAGAUAAAUCCACACGUCCUUUACUUUUCUUGUCACUUCUAAAUUACUUAUGUCACAAAAGUUAUAUCUUAAUUUGAACACUGACCCUAAGUCUAUAUUUUUAUUAGAAUAAAAGGGUAUGCUACCUAAGUACAUUUUACAAGCAAACUUUUCAUAUUUAUGGGGGACAUGCUUUGAAUUCCAGGGUGGAUUAAUAAUGCUAGAUGCCUAGAUGAGGAGUAAUACAUUUGGGAGGUAGAGUACUUUAAGGUGGAAGAUUUAAUAAUGUAAUACUGCUCAGCCUGUAAUUCUACCAUAGCAGAUGUGAUGUACAAUCGUUAAACGACAGGAAUUACAUACACUGAAGACCAAAAAAAAGAAUAACAGGUACUAGAACAGAGGUAAAUCAGGGGAUGAGGGCAGUAAUAUGUUUUAAAGACAGAUCCAGCAGCGUUUGGUUUCACAUCACCAAAUAGGUGAGUGCAGUCCAGUGUAACAUUAUAGCCCGAUGCUUUGAACCAAAGGUUUUCCAUAAAGAGAGCAGGUAAAGGGCCAGGCUCUGAAACAGUGUCCCAUCACAAACAACAGAUAUGUUCUGAUUGCUAAACCAAUGAGCAGACCUGAUGCAUAACCAACUCUCAGCCAUCACACAUUAGUGAAACUAUAGAGCGGUUACUGUGUCAGGCAAGCCAUCACACACACACACUCUCUCUCUGUAGCUACAGACACCCAACGUUGCUACCUUACCUUCACACUCCUGACUGUUUUGCUCCAGGAUCGUGAGGUGGAGUCUGUUCAAAAUAAUUGAUGCAAUAAGUGGUGUACUGCAAGCGAAGCUCGUGACUCAAAUUCUUAUCGAAAAAGUCUUAAGAAAAAAAAAAACCCAAAACCUUUGAAAGUCUGGUUCAUGCAGGUUUAAAUAGCCAUGUGAGGUGCUGGGGAGCAGUAUUACAGAUGGUACAGAAUUGGUUCACAUCCAAUCUUCCAAGAAGAAUUUUCUCCAUCACCCUACUGGUAAGUCAUCAUCAUCAGUGCAGAUUACCUGCAGAAUUCCACAGGGUACAAUUUUAAGUCUGACUUAUUUUUAGAAGACGAUUACAUGAGGUAGGCACUGCGGCGCAUGGAUAGCUAAAAUGUACUUAAGCAAUGCUUCAACAGCAGUGCUUCAACGACGCUGCUUCUUCAUCAACGUCAUGCAGUGUAGUAGUGUUUAAACGGGACCUGUGCUUAAAUGGUCUCCUGAGGCUGCAAUGUGGUUUUUAGCUUCGACAAGAUGGAGGUGGUAAUGCACUUGUUUUCUAAUAGUCGAUUGUGAUUAUGUAUUGAAAGUGAAACCAUUCUUAUCUUCUACCUGCAAUUAUUCCACAGCUAAAUGUCUCGUAUCCUUGUGGCUCAAAAAUAAUGUAACUAAAGUUUUACAUGAACCUAAACACAAGACAUUCUCAGCUUAAGUGGUGGGUUGUGCUCAGGUUUUCUUGUCUCGUAUUAGCUUGGUUGUUCAUCACUGUUUGUUUCAGUAUGCUGGAAAUGGGUUUUUCCACAAAGAAACCGCAUAUUCUUCUCACCCCGUAUUUAUAAGUGAUAAUUGGUAGAAAGGCAUAAUUGACAUAUGUAGCUGCUCGGCAGGAGAUUUAUUCCCACAGUGAAAUACAAAGGAGCAAUUGAACCUCACAUGAAUUAAAAAUAAACCUUUUGUGCAACAGUGAUACAAUUCCUUGUGACACUAAUGUCAUCAAACAUAAAUAGCAGUGUGACAGAGGGCUGUGUUGAAUGAAGCAGGUCAUUUUCAACCUGAAAAACACUACUAAAUAAAUAAUGCAAUUGAAUAAUGCAUUUUUGUUUGUAUCCACUCAGCAUUUGGUGACAUUUUAACGUGUCCUUUUAUUUGUUCCAGCCGUCUAAUCAAGGCCACCACUAUCAGAAUGAAAUGAACCCCCUCCUUCACUCAAACCCCAG